UUUUCUUAAAAAUGAUGGUUGGUCGGGCCCGUAGAACAACUAAUUAAAUUGGAGUUGCCUUAUAUAUAUAAAUUUAUAUUAUAAUAUUUUACUACUAUAGAGUAGAUCCUGUCACUAACUAGGGCCAUUAUGUAAUGAUUCUCCACUUAUUUAUCGGUUUAAUGUUAAUCUUUAUUGUUCUGCAAGGUCUACUUUACGGAAAAGAAAAAACGUUUUGAUUGUUUCGGUUAGCUUCAAAUCAUGGUAACUAUGGAUCGUUUCCCUAGACUCCACAAAUUUUCAGGCCUGAAAGCCAAUUUACGUUAUGAUGUGCUAAGGAGAUAAACUAUAAUUAAAAAAUAUUUUUAUUAACCUGGCUUUACAUUAAAAUGGACUUGGACUAGAUUUUAGUUUAUGUUUAUUGUUGUUUAUUAUUCCCAAUGCCCAGUUCAUCUAUCAGAAAGCUUGCUCUUCUGAUGAAAAAACUUUCUCUUAACAAGCUAUUUUAAACGAUGCAGUCUUCAGUUUAAAUGAUAGGUUACAUGAACGAUAUACCUGCAUGCCUCAACAACAAGAGUCAUUUCACUCCUCAACCACAGUUGAGGCUCUUUUGCAUCACAAGACCCCCUAGUUGAUAAAACUGUCCAUUUUAUUUGCUUUGCAAAUAUUUAUGACCCAGGAUUUGUAUACAUCAGAAAUUAUUGCUAUUAUUGUACCUUGAGUUUGCAUAAUUUUGUGAAUUUUAUCCAUAGUCGCUACACAUACGCAAAAAUUAAUCAGCUGAAGUAAGAAAUGGCUGUAAGUAAAGAUAGAGACCAGGAUCCCUUCACUAAUAUAACAAUACCCCGAUUUUAUGAAGAGAAAAAUAUUUUCCUGACUGGUGGAACUGGGUUUAUUGGAAAGGUUCUUGUUGAAAAAUUGUUACGAGCAUGUCCAGGAAUAAAAACCAUUUACUUUCUUGUUCGACCAAAAAAAGGCCUGAGUUAUCAAGAAAGAAUUGAAAAAAUAUUCAAACUACCGCUAUUUUCAAAAUUGAAUGAGUUAUAUCCUGAUGCUCAUGAAAAAUUAAUUCCAGUGCCAGGCGACAUCACUCAUAGAGGUUUGGGUUUAAGUGAUGAAGAUAGACUUUUGUUGCAAGAAAAUGUGGAUAUCAUUAUUCAUAGUGCUGCAACGGUUCGGUUUGAUGAACCCUUAAGGGUGGCUGUGGAAAUGAAUGUAAUUGCUGUAAAGGAAGUGAUGCAGUUGGCUAGAGAGAUAAAGAACCUUGAGGUGUUUUGCCACAUUUCAACUGCAUAUUCUCAGUGUAAUAAAUCAAAGGAUGAAGAAAUAGAAGAAAGAUUUUAUCCUGUCAAUGUUACACCAGAAAAAAUAAUAGAUUGUCUAAGUUGGAUGACAGAUGAUAUGGUCAGUGGGUUUACCAAAUCUUUGAUUGGUGGUUACCCAAACACUUACACUUUUACAAAAGCUUUGGCUGAGAGCAUGUUAGAAAAAGAAGCAACAGAUUUACCGCUUUUAUUAGUUCGUCCAUCUAUUGUUUCGGCAUCAGUGUCAGAUCCAUUCGCGGGCUGGAUUGACAACUAUAAUGGUGUGAGUGGACUUAUUGCUGCUGUUGGUAAAGGAGUCUUGCGAACAAUGCACUGUCCACAAUGUAAAAAUGAUAUAGUUCCUGUUGAUAUGGUUACCAAUUGUAUUAUUGCAGCAGUGUGGUACUAUGGCAUUACGAGACCAUCGAAGCCACUUAUUUGUAACUGUACAUCUGGCAAUGUCAAUCCAACGACUUUUUUUGCCAUGGAGAAAAUAUGUUUGCCCAUUUUAUUGUCUUAUCCAUAUAACAGUAUCUUCAGAAGACCGAACUUCGCAUUUACAAUGAACAGGUUUAUACAUCAAUAUUGGCAAGUUAUAAGUCACUAUAUUCCAGCUAUAAUUGCAGAUGGCUUAUCAAUAUUGAUGGGAUCUAAACCAAGGUUUAUGAAUGUUUAUCGAUCCAUUGAUAGAAACUUGAACACACUGCAGUUUUUUAUACAGAAUGAAUGGCGAUGGGGUAACAUGCAAUACAGUCGCAUUUUGAAAGCUGUUCCAGAAGAGGACAAAGAAAACUUUGAUUUUGAUAUGCGAAAGAUUGAUUGGCCAAAGUACUAUGAAAAUUUAACCUUGGGUGUAAAAGUUUAUUUAAUAAAAGAUGAUAUGAGCCAACUACCGAAAGCCAUUCAGUUGCAGAAAAGAUACAAAAUGGUGCGCUGGCUGUCUUCUACCAUCUUCAUUUUACUGGCUGGCAGAUUCUUUUUCUUGAAAUCCGAAAGAUUCCGAAAGCUAUGGUUCGAAGCCUUAUACGCGAUAUACCGAUUUCUUCAAGUGUUCCGAAUCACUAGUGUUCAUGUUUAGCCAUCGCAUUACAUAAAUAUCGUUGCAUCCAUCUUCAUGUCUCUUCACACCAAAAGAAAUUAGUGACUUGUCUUCAAAAUAUAAUUAAAAUCCAUAAAUUUUUAACCUAAAAUAAUAUUAGUAUACGUCGUUCAUCUUGUUGGGCCCACUCAGGUGCGAAUUCUUUGUAGAUUUUAUGUUAUAUUCUUAUCUGUUUUUAACUCGACUUCGAAUGUUGUUGCUGUUUCUAUUCACACGCCUGUUCUCCUUCGCAGUGUCAAAUUCAAUGCUAAUAAAGUAACUUCUUCGAAAUAUCUCUGGUUUUGCAGAUGAAAUAUGCGCACUUGUUUGCAAAUUUAUAAUUAGAACGAUUUAAAUGCAUUUUUUGGCGCUUUUACUUUCAUUUCUUGAUGCGAUUUUGACCACAAGAUUAGGGUCGUUUAUAUAAGAAUUUGUUUAAAUUAUUUCGCGUUAUAUUUUUGGGGUUUUGUUAAUCAUUUUUGUAUGGGGAAGAUAUCCGGCCAAACCAAAUUUACUUUUGAGUUGCUCUUUAUGUGGUAUGGAAUGGAGAAAGCUUGACAAAGUCUUGUUUAAAUUUAUUUUUUCAGUUGUAAUUGUUUGGUUUUGUAAGCCUGCUUCUAAUCUUUUUUUUAGUAAAUUUUUAAAAUAUAUUCAAACACUUAAAACAAAAACUUCCCGUUUGAAUGUGUAUCAGUGCUUGUUGUAAUUUGCAGAUUAUUAUACCAACAAAUUUAUUA
Messenger RNA from Hydractinia symbiolongicarpus, 3098 nucleotides. RefSeq names its product fatty acyl-CoA reductase 1-like. Gene Ontology annotation, cellular component: peroxisome. Lineage: Eukaryota; Metazoa; Cnidaria; Hydrozoa; Anthoathecata; Hydractiniidae. The record is from RefSeq and is a predicted model, not a curated record. The transcript is spliced from 14 exons. Bases 772 to 2361 code for a protein of 529 amino acids. Gene Ontology annotation, molecular function: alcohol-forming very long-chain fatty acyl-CoA reductase (NADP+) activity. Gene Ontology annotation, biological process: long-chain fatty-acyl-CoA metabolic process.